Messenger RNA from Colletotrichum gloeosporioides, 1890 nucleotides. RefSeq lists its product as uncharacterized. The transcript has 6 exons. NCBI's taxonomy places the organism in Eukaryota, Fungi, Ascomycota, Sordariomycetes, Glomerellales, Glomerellaceae. The record is from RefSeq and is a predicted model, not a curated record. Bases 1 to 1890 code for a protein of 629 amino acids.
AUGGACGACUCAAGAAUUCGAGGACUCCGAGCCGUUACCCACAUCCAGCUACAGAACAGCCCAUCGGACUCUGGACUAUCAACACAGAGACUUCAUGGGUCUGGCGACAACUCAGUAAAAGAUGGCAGCUCGCACACAUACUCCCCAGUUCAAGACCAUGAUGGAUCUGCCUCGGAAAUUCGUGGCAGAAUCUUUUCUUCCAGAGACAGCCUAUUGAAUCGGUUCUGGGUGUGGGAGGUGCUAAGCAUCGCCGUUGCUACCGUUGCCUUGGCGGCGAUGUUCAUUACGCUUCUCCUCCACCAAGACCGAACGCUACCCAAGUGGCCUUCGAUGAUCACCAUAAACGCUCUUAUUGCCAUUUUCAGCGCAAUUUUAAAGGCGUGCCUGAUGAUGCCGAUAGCCGAGGGCUUGAGCCAGUUGAAAUGGUUGUGGUACGAGAAGUCAAGGCCUAUGAAACUCAUCGCGCAGUGGGACAUGGCAAGUCGAGGUUCGUCCGCUCAUCUCAUGUUUUCUCUCGGUUCAGUGACCGCACUGUAUGAUCUCGGGUUCCAACCAACAUUUGCGGUGCCCGUGGGGAUCCCUUCUCCUGAUUUUCACCCUCAGGGGCCGGAAUCUCGCCGUGUUCGGCGCCAUUCUUACAGUUUUCGCCACGGCCUGAUGGCGCACGACGAGGUUGGAGCAAUUUCAUUCUCGAACAACUACACUGAUGGUAUCAUGGGACGGCCAUCGGGCACGCCUGCAAUUGAACCACAAAUGCAGUCAGCUAUAUACGCAGGGCUACUUGACCCCCCUUCGAAUGUUUCUGCCGCCGUCAGCUACACGUGUAGGACGGGAAAUUGCGCAUUCACGGCUACCGAAGACGGUGCCACUUCAUGUCACUUUCGCUACAAAGCCAGUACCUAUACUUACAAGACUGCCAGCUUGCUGGAAUAUGACAUAGCCCUCGACAACAUUACGAACAACGUAAUGCAGUCGGGUGUACGGCGCUCCUCAAAUGGGACACCAUCGAAUUUCCUCGCGAAGAUCUCUUUUAUGAUGGCUUCGACCGUUUCCAACAAGUCAAUGAAGGCCUUUGGGGGCGAAUCUUUUCCCGCCGUAACGACUUGGAGCUCCAAUGUCAUGAAUGGCGUUCUCGUAGAACAUGUGGUCGAAACACAGCGUAUGGAUGUCGAGCUUAUUCCAUUUGCCACGCAUAGCAUUUUCCGCGCCAACAGAACCAUCAGAAAUGGGAUAACAAUUUACCGAUCAUCGCAUUUCCCACAGGCCCUGGUACCAUUGUUGGAUCGGGGUAUUGAGGUUCUUACCAACAAAUCCUCCAAUUACUGGAACUACACCACCUGGUGGCCCUCGGAUUGCAUUUAUUCUAUCCUCUACGCCCCAACAGCUGGCUUGGCAGCGGUUAUUUCUUCGUUGCUCGGCAACAAAACUCUUUGGUGGGAUCCAUACGAGCAGGGCUACAGGCAACCUUUGGCCGGCGGCAAUGCGACUCGUGAUACUGUGCAGCAUGCCAUGAGAGGCCUGGCUGAUUCGAUAACAGCACGGUGGCGGAAUGGCGAUGGGGAUAAGAGUAUCCGAGUAGGCCCUGCGCGGGGCAUUGUGUGGGAGCAACAAACCUGCGUCCACGUCAACUGGGCAUGGCUUUCGUUGCCAGCGGCGAUGGUGUUGCUUACAGCGGUUUUCCUUGCUUUGAUAAUCAUACAAACGAGCGUCAGCGACAGGCCUCCCUGGAAGAGCUCAAUGCUGGCAACACUUUUCAACGGACUGGAUGCGAAGACAAGGAAUGCUGCAGGGCCGGUGAUGAGCUUGCAAGAGAUGCAAGUCGCUGCAGAUACGACCAACAUGCAGCUUAAAAUGACUCAAGGGGGAUUUCGUCUUGCCGGUUCAAGUUAG